Molecule: messenger RNA, 3264 nt
Organism: Trypanosoma theileri
Lineage: Eukaryota; Euglenozoa; Kinetoplastea; Trypanosomatida; Trypanosomatidae
Exons: 1
Coding region: 1-3264 (1087 amino acids)
Source: RefSeq, a predicted model, not a curated record
AUGAGACGAAGUCAAUGUUGGACUCUUUCCUCAGUUCAGCUUGCAAUACACUACUGUCGCCACCAGGGCAGCAGUAGUAGUGGUAGUGGUAGUGGUAGUGGUAGUAGUAGUACCAACAAGAAUAACACUAACAGUGGGAAGGCCAGUAAUAACAUGGAUAAUAAAAACAAUGAAAAUGUGGCGGCGCGACGUCUUGUGAAUUCUCUUGGUUUUGAAUUGGAGAAUAUGGAACACCUGCUCCAAAGUUUUGCUACAGGCGAGAAAUUCACACCUGUAGUUUCGAGGAAAAAAAAUACUUUUUCUCCAUCACGUCUGGUGAAUGCAUGCAUGACUCAUCCACAGUUGUCACCACUAUUUGAGAAAGUCUCGUUGGCUUGCGGUGCCGUGUUUACGUCCCCACCUCAUGAAAGAGGUAAAGAAACUACAGGAAUAACAGAGUGGAAGAAUGAGAAAUUACACAGUCUACUGCACCGCUGUGCACUUCGUGUGGAGAAGGAUGUACAGAUCAAGGACAUGGAACAUCUCUCUGAGAUGCAGUUGCAGUUGAGUGCAAUGACUGUACUGGCUUCCGCUCUACGGAAGUUUAUGCAAGAGCUUCACCGUGAAGGGAAACGUCGUUCUCAUAAUUGUAAAGCGGGUGAUGAGGACGGAGUAAAAAAAAUACAGCAAUGGCGCUACGAAGCAAUUAAGGCACUUGUAGAAGCUUUUGCUUCUCUUGAGAAUUUUUUUUGUAAUUUGCUCACAAAAAAUUUUAAUAGGAUCAAUAAUGACGAUAGUAAUGCAGUGGAACGACGUGUAAUUUGUUUCUCUCUUGCUAGUCUUGUUCCUGCAUUUUUAUCUGUUGCAGAUGAGCUUCAGUUUCACAUUUCCCGUCCAACUGUUAAGAUGGUUGUGAGUAAAGAAGAGUUGCUACUGCUUGAAGGACAAAUCACAAACUGUAUAUCGUCUUUACUCCAAGUAAUAAACUCCUCAUUUGAGAAAACCCUUGAGGGAAGAGUAGAGUUCACGGAAACGGAUGUACACGAAAAAUCCUUGGUAUCUGUUAUUAGUGCAAUAGAUGGUAUUCUUGAAACCAUGAAUAAUCUACGAUUUGCAGCGAGUGAACCUCAAUCUUCUGCAGCAACUGCAGCUGCUUCUUCUGCCAUUUCUAUAUUUCCUUCUUUGAUUAUAUGGUUACUGCAGACAGUGACGUCGCUUUCUGUUGUUAUUUCCCCUCAAUUAGAGAGGGAUUUUAUAUCGUGUAUACAACAGUUAUGGGAAAGGAUAGCACCACCUCUUGAGCGUCGAUCUAGUGACUGUGUAAUGACGCACCGUACGGUUCAUGCAUCUCUUAAUAUUCGCUAUGCUCGUUGUCAAUCUGAAGAACCGGAUAGUGGAGCUAAUUUAUUGAUAGCUCCAACCCCUGCGAAGGCUAUUUUUCUUCUUGAAUGGUUGCGGCGUGCAACAGAAAAGUUUACUUUGUGGCAGUUAGAUCGUGGAAGUGCCCCUGCCUCCAUGGCGGUACCGUACGCCGUUCUAUGCCGCACGGUUCUUGGGAUGGAAGUGGAGGUGUACUUUCUUGCCUGCCGUCAGUCUGGCCGUACCUGGACCAUUCCCCUUGACCUUGACGGGUCUGAUAGCCAUACGAAUAUCCGUGAUGGUGAUCGGAAUGGGGAUAAUAGUGAUGGGGACCCUUUGGGGUGGAAGUCGGUGUUGGCGGCGGCCGCGGCGGUGCGGGUGGCGGCUGGCGGACUUGUGGACGCGUACGUGCGGGCCCUCGCCGCCCACGGGGGUCCACCCGCCGCCCGCUUCCGCGAUGCCGUCGCCGGGGCCCUCCUCCCGCUUCCCCGCCGCCACUUUCUUGACGCCGGCGGGGCCGCCCUCCUCCCCCGCGCCCUCCGCGCCCUCGUCGCCCUCGCACACGCCACCGCCCAAACAGACCCACCAGACCCACGUCGCAUCUGUGGAGUGCCACUCCCAAACGCCAUAGACAUCGCCUUCUUUCUUACCCUCUUGCAGAAUCGCAGGCACACUAGCACAGUCGGCGUGGGGCCCGCCGAAGAGGCUGCGGCAAGUGAGAUCGAUGAUACAGCGGUGAGGGCGUACGUACGCGAUGUGCUCCAGGCUCUCGAUCACAAUACCGCAAAGCAACUGUGGCACCUCCGCGCGACGAAGGUGCAGAAGUGUUUUACGGGUACUGACGUUAAUAGUGAAACCAGUGACGAAAGAAGACAACGACGACAGGCGCAGUCUGUGUUGAGUGUAGUACACGCUCACGUAAUGCAUCCAUCAUUUCUCUGGAUGCCUCUUCAACAACUUCAGGAGGUUGUAUUUAUGUUAGCACAGAAUCGUGAGUUGAUUGAAGAGACACAAGCAAGAUUGAAGUCCACACAGGUAGAAACAUCUGGGCCACUCAUAACACCUUUAGCUGGUAAUGGUGGUAGUGAUGAUGAUAGAACUGAUGGUGAUGCGGCUUAUUCUCAGAUUCUAUCAAAGGAUGAUGUGCCACGUCACUUUGAGCGAGCAUUGGGUUACCUCUCGCUGCGACUCUUCGUGGUGAGCAACGUGCUACGUUAUUACAGCCAUGUGUUGAAGCGUCAAGAGCGUCCUGCACGCUCGCCACUGGAAGAGUCUAAAUCAGAGUCAACGCGACGCGAACGGCGGUUAUGGGCAAAGUCCAUGUCCAUUACUCUCCGUGAUAACUAUCCUGGAAUGGCAGCGGAGGUGGAAGGACUUUUUCCCAGCAAAAUAAAGCAUCGCAAACGUGGAAAUCUUCGCGUAUUAGCUCGAAUGCAGACAACAAUUCAGAUGGCAGUACGGCAUAGUUUGCUUUUUCAUGUUAAGAAACGGCGGAAGUUAAGAAGGUUAAAACGGGUAAACCAGGGCAAGAUAGCUGCUGAUUGUAAUAUUGGAGAAAGUGCUAUGGAGAAUUCAGCAUUGUGUAAGAACGAGCUUCCAUCAAUCCCACAGGAAUCAGAGAAAACUACUGUAAUAAUAAUUCAUCUUCAACGAACAGAGGCAAAUACACCAUUAGGUUUCUCUCUAUACGGUGAUCGUGCACUGAUUCGUCGAAUUACCAGUACAGAAAAAGAAAAUUACACACGCACGCGUGCAUCUGAUACUCCAUUUGCUUCUGCACUUCAGGUUGCAGGAGUAGUUGACCCGUCCACUGUAGUUGGUUGGCGGAUUCUGCAAGUUGAUGGUCAUGACGUGCAGAAUAGCAAAAAUGUAAUUGCACUUGUUCGUGGAAAGUGUGAAUUUACAAUGGUUCUCUCACCAACAUAG